UUAAAAAGAGGGCUCGUUUGAUAAAUAUACAACACUUCCGACCGACUCCGGAUCACUGAGCACAGAGGGACACUCUGCACUGAGCAGCUGCUACAUAUAACAAGGAUGAAGAACUUCAUUCGGUCCCUUCUCCUUCUUAUCGCUGUGAUUGUGUCAACUACCGGUGCUCAGGAAGAGAUUUAUGCUAAGGAGGGACAGGAUAUUACCUUGAAGCCAAUAUCCUAUCCAGCACAAUCUUAUGUGUACUGGUAUUUUGAAAAACAGGAUGGUCAUCAACUUGCUUGGGUCAACCACUUAGGCGGAAAGGGAUUCAGUAAUGAUGAGAAGUGGAAAAACAGCUUGUCCUUAACUGGUACCUCGCUGGUCAUAAAGAAUUUACAGAAAGGCCUCUUUGGGACUUUCUUCUGUAAAAUCACUGCAGCCGGUCAGAGUGACUUGAUCACUGUAUUUAACGUCAUUCAAGUCAAUGUGAUUGAGAAAUCAGCCUCUCCUCUGUUGUCUGGUGAUAAUCUGAGUCUGACCUGCAGUCUGGGAAGUGUUCCUCAAAACACACCUGAGAUUUACUGGGUCAGUCCCCAGGGAAACAGAGAAGGAAACAAAGGAACAGUCGACAUUCAAGCCAGAAGUGAACACAAUGGCCAGUGGGACUGCGUAGUGAAAAAAAAUGGCAAUGAAAAGAAGUUCCCAGUUUCUGUUACAGUUGUGGACCUCGCCCCUGUGCCUUCGCAUCUGUAUACAUCCACAGACUCGCCUCUCACCAUCCCUUGUUCUUUAAUUUCAUCUGUUACCUGGGAACAAGUGAAAAAAAAGGAGAUUGAGGAAGUUCAGUGGCACUUUGCUCCUAAACUCUCCUCAGGCACCUCUCCUGACCAGCCACAGCAGCUCUUCUCCCUUGAUCUGGAAAAACUUACCUGGAAGAAGAAUGCAAACAACGGACUGUCUCCUGUAUAUUACAUUAAAAAUGGAAAUCUGUCUUUGACCAAAUCAAAGGCAACAGUAGAAGACAGAGGACGCUACACGUGCUCAAUGAAAUUUAAAAAUGGCAGGACUCUGGAGACCACAGUAGACGUAGUGGUGUUGGAAAUCAUUGCCCACCCAAAAACAGAGCUAAUCUACGGUCAGCAGGUCAAUCUGUCCUGCAGCACUGGUGAACAGCUGCCCAAUGAUAUGAAGUUAAAUUGGACUUCACCUAAAACAUCGUCCUCUUACAUCUCUUACCCCACCCAUAUUACUGUCCCGGAAGUGGGCAAAGAGGAUAACGGAAAGUGGGGGUGUGAGCUGUGGCAGGGCGGCAACAAGCUGACGUCAGAUGAGAUACUGCUUAAGAUCGAGCCCAGACUGAGUGUGUGGAUGCUGGUGAUCAUUUGCAGCGCAGCAGUCAUCCUUCUCCUCCUCCUCGUGCUCGCUUUCAUCCACUACCGACGCAGAAAACAGAAAACGAGACUCCUCAGGCAUCGACUCUGCCAGUGCAAAAACCCCAAACCAAAAGGAUUUUACAGAACAUGAAAGCUCACCGACCGGAUCUUUAAGAAGAAACGGGAGCACGCUGAAUUUCUGAUCUGAUAUGUUCUGAUUUACCUGAAUUACCUGGAUUUACAUCUCUCAUUUUGCCAUAUUGGAAAGUAAAAGUACAAGAGUUUUGUUGGGUUGAGGAUCAAACAUAUCAGGCAAUCUGGACUGAUUUUAUGUAUUUUAUGUAUGAUUAUUACCGUCUAUGACUUUAAAUCAUUUACACUUUGAGUCUAUCUGUAGACUAAAUUUCCUGUCUACUUAUGUAUAUUUUUUGAGGAGGUCUGUAAUGCUUUCAGAUGUGUAGAUGCUUCUGUAAAUUUACAUGCGCAGCAUAUUAUUUGUGUGAAGUUUAUUGCUAAAAAUGGAAAGAUGAAAACUGUAAUGUGUAAAAACAUUAGCAGAUGUUUUCAAU
Neolamprologus brichardi is the source of this 1924-nucleotide messenger RNA. RefSeq names its product CD4-1 molecule (gene cd4-1). The record is from RefSeq and is a predicted model, not a curated record. Lineage: Eukaryota; Metazoa; Chordata; Actinopteri; Cichliformes; Cichlidae.